Messenger RNA from Chroicocephalus ridibundus (black-headed gull), 6337 nucleotides. It is a transcript of the gene ZGRF1, whose product is annotated as zinc finger GRF-type containing 1. The record is from RefSeq and is a predicted model, not a curated record. The transcript is spliced from 27 exons. Bases 18 to 6248 code for a protein of 2076 amino acids. Gene Ontology annotation, biological process: nuclear-transcribed mRNA catabolic process, nonsense-mediated decay. Gene Ontology annotation, cellular component: cytoplasm. Gene Ontology annotation, molecular function: RNA helicase activity; zinc ion binding. NCBI's taxonomy places the organism in Eukaryota, Metazoa, Chordata, Aves, Charadriiformes, Laridae.
ACUGUUUUGCCCAAGCAAUGGCUUCUCAAGACUUUACUGUAUUAUACACUCACCAAAAAAUGAAAAAAUCAAAGACAUGGCAAGAUGGAAUGCUGAGGAUUAGAACUGGCGGGAAUAAGGCUAUCUUGUUUGAUGAUAAAGGACAAUGCUUGGAGAGUAUUUUUAUAAAAUCUCAGGUGAAUGCUGGAGAUAAUUUAGAAAGUGAACGAUAUUUGAUCACAGUUGAAGCAGUGAAAGCGAGUGAAAAAUCUGCUGAAGAUCAGCCGCGGAACACAGAAACUCCGGCAAUGGACAGAAAUGGUGUAAAGCCCAGUGUUCUGCCUCCAAGACAUCUCUCUGUUGGCUUGAAAAGGAAGUUUUCAGGUUUCCAAGGGCCGCGCCAGGUUGAAAAGAAAAUACCAACAAUGGGAGAUGGAGAAAACCCAACAACAUUGCCCUUAUCUAAGCAGUGUCAGGGUGCUUUUCCAUCCAAGUUUUAUACCACCUCUCCAUUAUUUUCUACGAUUUGCAAGAAGGAUGCUGGAACAAAUCUAUCUGCGGACUUUCGUGAAGAUGCGUGUACGGAUAAUGAUAGAGAACGCAUGUCCCUCUCCUCGCUGCUUUCAGCUCCGUUUCUUGACAGAUAUGAGGAGACAGAGAAGCGAAACGCUGAUCGGUCGACUGUGAAGCCAGAAUCUCCUUUAAUUACCGGGCACGCCAUGUCUUGUAGUCAGACAGCUGGUCCCGGGGCAGUGUCACACAACAUCAGGAGCACUGCACAGAUAAUAGCUCUUCUGAAGUCCAAGCCAACACGAGGAUGCAGAGAGCAAACGAUGUCUGAAGUCACAGAAUGUCUUUCUAGGUUUCAGGCAUCAGAAAACGCAGGUAGCUUAUAUAACCAAAACAGCACCAUCCUACCUGCUUUUUCAGGCAACCCUGCCAAAAGACUCACGCAAAAUAUUACGCACUUUUCUCCUGUGAAGGAAACUGUAAAUGAUAAAAAGGAAUGGAAUGCUGAUAUGUUUCUAAAUUCAGCUGAGCAACCUUGUGAUAAAGAAGUCGCAGGACAGACAUGUGUCAAAAAGGCAAAUAAUUUAAGUCAGGACUUAGAAGAUCCCUGCAAUACAAAGAGUUUCUUCCCGCCUGAGUCCACCCUAAGUAGCAUGAGUGACAGUCAGUUUGUCCCAUCUUCAGGUGAUGUUUCGCGUUCAGUGGGUCCGAUCACAACUGAAAGAAAUCUCUUUAGGUACAGGGCGCAUUUAGUGACUAACGAUGUGAAUGAAAAUUCAUCAGUGAAGUUGCAAAGUGAGCUUCAGCCAAGGCAAAGCCCGGAAAGAGUGCCCGGUGACCUGGAGCUCUCUGUGGGUGUAACACUGACUGACACUGGAAUGGUGAAGGAGGAAUUACGUAUGCAUGACAAAGACUGUGGUCCAGAUGAACAGGUGAUGGAGGUUAACUUUAAUCUAAUGGAGGCUUUUGAUUUUAAUGAUGCUGACAAUGAAGCCCUGUGUGAAAGAGAUGUGAAUAAGCUCACUGAAGGAGAUGUGCUUUCACCAAGUCCGGAUUGCUUAAAGGGAGAUGUUGUCGCGCAAAAUGCUGCGCUGAGACUUCGCUCUCGCUGUGAAGUGGUGACGCACAGUAAAAACGAAGAAGUCAAAUGUUCAACAUUUGAUGGAGAGAAGGAUGGAAGCCACUGCGCCGAGGGGAUACCGUCUCAGCGUCGUCACACCAGCGUUGGAGAUGCAGGGAGAAUUGCAGGAGGCUCCGCAAAGCAGACCAGAUCUGAAGCGGAGCUUCUGGGUGAUGGACACAAUGUAAAAGAGAUGAAUGAAAGUCAAUCGAGUACCGAAGCCGCCAACAAUAAGAAGGAUCUUCUUGGCUGUGCAGCACAUGCCGUUAAAGACACAGUGUGGAUAAAAAGCAAGCCCUCUGAUCCUUUGCCUGGUGACACAAAUGUUACUGAAUGUCACCCUAAAACCAGUAUGUCUGAGAAAACGGAAACUAUUUCAUAUAUUUCUACCAAAAUGACUGAAGAUGAUGUUAUACAGCUUGGACGCAUGAAAUCCCCAGGUGCUGAUGUAGAACACUUCUGGGGUACUAAGAGUGACGAUAUUAAACCGGGUAGUCCUUUGCUGGCUUUGUCACAAAAAUCAGAUCCUAGCUAUGGCUCAUUCCGAUAUAGCGCAGAAGACCAUGAAACGGCAUUUGGCGUUUCACGUAAGGAAGAUAGUCUAAUUUCCAUGAGUUCUGCCUAUCCAUUUGGAAAAGACCAUUCGUCUCCAGAGCGAACGGCGAUAGGUGAAACCGAGUCUGAAAAUAUGGAGAUGGUAAAUGCCUUUCAUGAAGCCCGCCAAGGUGAAGGAAUAGGAAUGGAUUGCCUGAAAGGCAGGGCAAUGGCUGAAAAUUCGUCAUCUCUUUCCGACUUGGUAAACAAUAUCGCUCUUGUAAGAGCUUUGACUCAACAUAGCACAGCAUUAGAAAGCUUACAAAAGAUGGAGGAAAAUAAUAGCGUUUUACGUGAGGCAGAGACUUCUAAAGAGAUGUUUGGGCCCCUUGUGAAGGACGAAGCUAUAAAAGAGUUUACAGAAAUGCCUUACUCAGAAAGUGCACAGGCAUCUUCCUGUUCCUACUUUGAUUCUUCUGGCCUUAUGCCCAACUGCGUGGACAACUUAUUACAGAAAACAGAGGCAUGUAUUCAACCAGUAGUGGCAGCCCAAAGAGAUCCUGGAAUAUCUGGCUGCCAACCAAAGUCUCCAGGCUCAAGAAGCCUUCAUGAGGAUGAUCUCAACUUUAUCAGAGAAGAGAAUCUUCAAGUGGAGUCUAACGUAAUUACGGAGUCAAGAACGGAUCUGUCCCCAUUGGCGUUGAAUGUGUAUUCUGAAGGUCCACCGUGGACAGUGUCAGGCUCACCUUCACGUUCUGGUUUGAGACAAAGGCAGUGGACUCCAUGGGAACCUGACAAGAUGAUUUCAUCAGUAGAACCAACUUCCACGCUUGAUCCCGACUCUACAAUUUCUCCAGCUUCAGGAAAUGAGGAAUCUGUUGGAGCCAUCCGGGAGCCCCUGAUAGGCGGGAUCUUGCUAAGUGAACCAGAACGUUCGCAUUUCUUUCUCAGCCGGGAGAAAUCCAGCUAUCCGGAGGAACGCAACCUCUCAAGAUUGAAACCCGCAGUUAAAACACCAUUUGUUACUUUUCCUGCCACUGAGAAGAUUCCUGACGCGGUUUAUCCACCUGACGGCGAGAAGCUCGGGCAGUCUUUUGACUCUUCAGUAGCCCCUCUAGGCCAGAAGUCAGCGGUAUUUCCCAUUAGGGCUUUUCGCCCUGAGGACAGAAAUUAUGAAACCUCUGUGUUUGGAAAGGAUACAGAGGACGGACAAAGGGAACCCGUAGAAGCAGCAUUCCCUAAUGCGAGUUCCCGGUACAGACAAAGCAAGUGGCUAAAAUACCAAAACAGUGCUCAGAGUGACUUGAUAACUCAAAACAGCGAUGAUGGGGAAGUGACGGGUGACAUCUGCGCUGAGAAGGUCCUUGGAAUGCCGCUGGGUGACAGGGGAGAGAGCGCUGCUGUGGAUAAAAGUGCUCCUGGCUCUGCACCUCCGCCGACAGCAAAGAGCCUGCUUGGUAAAUGCUGUGCCAACACCCGCAGCCGAGAUUUGGUUUCAGAGAGGAAGUUACUUUCCCUGCACUUAAGUCAGACACCUUUGGCUGAAGCUACACAAAAGGUGUUGAGUCAUCUGAGCUGCCACGCUGUAACAGGAGACGGCCAGGACAUAACAAUUUCCGAGUUGUCUUUUCCUGAUGUGGAUAAAGUAAAAUAUGCUAAUCUUCCUAAAAGGAAGAUUUCCAUACCAAUUGUCUUUCCGUCUCAUGUUCACUACAAACAGGUUUUUAAAGCUGCUCUGACAGAGCAAUUAAACAUAAUGCUGUUUGAGUUGUCACAAAGAUUGCACGAUGCUCUUUCAAAAGUGGAUAUAUCAUUUUACACUUCGCUGAAAGAUGGGCCGAGUGAGAGCAAGGAAAGCUGCGUUCCGCUCUGCAAUCACAUGCGUCCUGCGAAGCUUGUUACGGUUAAAAAAGAAGGUCAAAACAAGGGUCGUUUGUUUUAUGCCUGUGAUGCCCCAAAAGCCGAGCGGUGUUCGUUUUUCAAGUGGAUAGAAGACGUGAACCCCGCGCAGAUAAAAUCCAGACCUAGUGUAGUGCUUCGUGAUGUAAAAAGUAUCGGGACGUACCUCAGAAGUCAAAAGAUUUCUCUCUAUGAGGGAUGCCAGCUUUUGGUGAGGAAAGCCUUUGAAAUGCAGGCGCAGCGGUGUAGCAAGUUCAAGAAGUCUAUGAAUACGCCUGCCAGAUUUGAUGCCGAUUCCAAAACCAAAUUAUACCUCAAACUGAGCAGAAAGGAGCAUUAUUCUCUCUAUAGCAAAGAUGAUAUUUGGGUUGUUUCGAAGACGCUGACCUUUGACGCCCUGGAUACUUUCAUUGCGAGUAGUGCUUUCUUUGGACCGUCCUCCAACAACGAAGUAGAAUUACUACCAUUGAAAGGCUACUGCCCCUCAAACUGGCGAUCCAACAUGUGUGUUCACGCCUUGCUGGUUUGUAACGCUAGCGGUGAGCUUACCUCUUUAAGAAAUAUGGAGGAGCACUUCAAUCCGGCUACGCUACCACUAAUACCCUAUCUACUAAAAAAGAAUUUUGAUGCCGAAAAUGCUACGAGGAGAGUCAACAGAAGAAAAUUUAUUCCACCUGCCGUCAGCCUGAAACACGCGAUGAUGCACGGACCGGUCAGCGCUGAGGUGGCGAUGGGGCUGGCCAAAAAGAUGAUCCAAACGUUCUCGUUGAACCCGGAUCAAGCUACGUCACUGGUUCAGAUAGCUCAGAUGAUGACCUCGUGUGACAAUACCAAACCGCUGGAAGAACGUCAGAUCUUCCCGAUCACGAUCAUACGUGGUGUUUUUGGAGCUGGGAAGAGCUAUCUGCUGUCUGUUGUGAUCUUGUUCCUGGUACAGCUCUUCGAAAGCAGUGAAGCUACGGAGGGUCCGAGGCCAACUCCCUGGAAACUUCUGAUUGCUUCUUCCACUAACGUCGCCAUUGACAGGAUACUGCUGGGUCUACUCGAUCUUGGAUUCGAGGAUUUUAUCAGAGUGGGAAGUAUUAGGAAAAUCACCAAAGCAAUUCUUCCCUACAGUUUACACGCUGGCUCGGGGAAUGAAAAUGAGCAGCUAAAAGAGCUGCUUGCUCUCAUGAAAGAAGACUUAACUCCAGUUGAAAAAAUAUAUGUAAGGAAGAGCAUUGAGCAACACAAACUGGGGACCAAUAAAACCAUAUUGCAACAGGUAAAAGUGAUUGGAGUGACGUGUGCUGCCUGCCCCUUCCCGUGUCUGAACGCUCUGAAGUUCCCCGUGGUGAUGCUGGAUGAGUGCAGUCAGAUGACUGAACCUGCUUCUCUCCUUCCUAUCGCAAGGUUUCAGUGUGAAAAGCUGGUCCUCGUUGGAGACCCGAAGCAAUUACCGCCCACUAUUCAAGGGUCUGAGAGCGUGCAUGAAAAGGGAUUGGAGCAGACUCUCUUUGACCGGCUUUGCUUAAUGGGACAUAAACCAAUACUUCUUCGGACACAGUACCGAUGUCACCCUGCUAUUAGUGCCAUAGCCAACGAGCUGUUCUACGAAGGACAUCUGAUAGAUGGUGUUUCCGAGAAAGACAGAAGUCCUUUAUUGGACUGGCUUCCAACGCUAUGCUUUUACAGUGUUAAUGGGGAAGAGCAGAUCGAAAGAGACAACAGCUUUUACAACAUGGCAGAAGUUCACUUUACAGUCAAGCUCCUCCAGGCUCUGAUGGCGAGUGGAAUCGAAGGAUCUGCAGUUGGUGUGAUUACUCUUUAUAAAUCACAGAUGUGUAAGAUCCAAAAUCUGCUUAGCGGCACUCGCUCCGAGGCGUUUGAAGUCAAAGCUAUCCAGGUCUCCACCGUAGACGCCUUCCAAGGAGCCGAGAAGGAGAUCGUCGUUCUGUCGUGUGUAAGAACGAGACAAAUUGGCUUCAUAGACUCGGAAAAGAGAAUGAACGUUGCGCUAACGAGAGCCAAGAGGCAUUUGUUGAUUGUCGGAAAUCUGGCCUGUUUAAGUAAGAACAGACUGUGGGGAAGAGUAAUUCAUCGCUGCAAAGGAUGGGAAAAUGGAUUACAGCACGCAAGCCGGUGUGAGCAGCAGCUGAACGACCUUCUGAAGUCUCAUUUGGAGAAACGGAAAGAGGAGGAACGGAAUAAGAAAAAGGGAAACUAAACCGUGCAUCUAUUUUCAUGGAGAAAAUAGGAACUGCGUGUCUGUAAAUAUAAAUUAUCAGGAUGAUUGCAGAUUAAUAUUUAUAUUUA